Molecule: messenger RNA, 1653 nt
Organism: Parastagonospora nodorum SN15
Lineage: Eukaryota; Fungi; Ascomycota; Dothideomycetes; Pleosporales; Phaeosphaeriaceae
Exons: 2
Coding region: 1-1653 (550 amino acids)
Biological process (GO): box C/D sno(s)RNA 3'-end processing; rRNA methylation
Cellular component (GO): box C/D methylation guide snoRNP complex; small-subunit processome
Molecular function (GO): rRNA methyltransferase activity; RNA binding; histone H2AQ104 methyltransferase activity
Source: RefSeq, a predicted model, not a curated record
AUGUCCAUGCAAGCAACCUCAACCAGGCCGCAUGUCGCAGGGCCAAAUGGAAGGGCUACCUAUCACACCGUGACGGCGCUUAAGAGGUGGUCAUGCGACGACAAGGAGCUACCUCCGGUCUCUGACAUCAAGUCCAUCCACGUAUUCGACUUUGACAACACCUUGUUCGCAAGCCCCCUCCCAAACAAGCAAAUAUGGAACAGCGCGACCCUCGGCCAGCUCGGUUCACCCGACAUGUUCGUCAAUGGCGGCUGGUGGCAUGAUGCGAACAUCCUGUCAGCGACCGGCCAAGGCAUCGAGAAGGAAGAGCAGCGAGGCUGGGAGGGUUGGUGGAAUGAACACAUUGUCAGCCUCGUGGAGCUUUCAAUGCAGCAGAAGGAUGCACUCAGCGUCUUGCUGACUGGUCGUGGAGAGACGAAUUUCGCCGACCUAAUCAAGCGCAUUGCGCGGAGCAAGAAGCUGGAUUUCGACAUGGUCUGCCUAAAGCCCGCGACUGGCCCCGCAGGACAGAGAUUCAAGAACACAAUGGACUUCAAGCAAGAGCUGCUGAAGGACAUUGUCUACACCUACAAAGACGCAGAGGAGUUGCGGAUCUACGAAGAUCGCGUCAAGCACACCAAGGGCUUCCGGGACUUCUUCUUCGAGUUCAACAGGGAUCUGAUGUCUGGCAGGAACCAGCCUUCGCGAAAGCCUAUCGUCGCCGAGGUCAUACAAGUCGCUGAGAACGGAACGCAACUGGACCCCGUCGACGAAAUUGCCGAGAUCCAGAAGCUCAUCAACGCACACAACAUACAGAUCAAAGCCGGCAGCGCACCCCCGGGCACCACACCUUACCAGAUCAAGAAGACCGUCUUCUACACCGGCUACAUGAUUGAGCAGAACAUGACAGAGAAGCUGGGUUCGCUUGUAAAUCUCCCUGCCAACGCUCCAAAGGACGACAUCCGGUACCUUGCGAACAGCAUUCUCAUCACACCGAAACCAUGCCCAAAGAGCAUACUGGACAAAGUGGGAGGCAUCGGAGCCAAAAUGAGGUGGAAGGUGACUGGCGUAUCCUGCUUCGAGAACAAGCUUUGGGCUGCGCGCGUCGAGCCGGUACCAAAGUCGGCCAAGUUCUACUCUGAGAACCCGAUACCGACCGUCGUACUAGCAAUUCGAAAGAACGGCCGCCCGGCAGAUGCAGCACGCAUCACAAACUGGCACCCAGUACCCGAAAGCCAGGCAUACGAGUUCGACAGCGUUGUUGGAGAGAAGCAAAUGUUGCGCAUCGAAGAAGAGACGGCAGGCGAGAGUGAAUACGAGAGCUACUUCCCCAACAAGAACAUUCGCGGAGGGCGCCGAUCGCAUGAACCACACGACCGACAUGGCGACAACCGACAACAUAACGGCAACGGUCGAGGUCACGACAACCGACCUUCAGGCUAUCGUGGAGGAAACAGGGAGCGCGGUCGUGGCGGUAAUCGCAAUCCAUCAUAUGGCAACCGAGGUGGUCACCGUGGAGGCCAUCGUGGUGACCGUGGCGGAGGAGGUCGUGGUCGUGGACGCGGAGGUGGUGGUGGUGGCGGCGGCGGUGGAAAUGGACCCUCGCAAUACCGGAGUCUGGACGAUCCAAACCAUGGACAGCCGAGCCAUGAUGGACCGGAUGCAUUCUACUAG